This is a messenger RNA of Orycteropus afer afer, 735 nucleotides long. It is a transcript of the gene CRISP2, whose product is annotated as cysteine rich secretory protein 2. NCBI's taxonomy places the organism in Eukaryota, Metazoa, Chordata, Mammalia, Tubulidentata, Orycteropodidae. The record is from RefSeq and is a predicted model, not a curated record. Gene Ontology annotation, cellular component: extracellular region.
AUGGCUGUAUUCCCAGUGGUGGUGUUUCUGGCCACUGUGACACUUCUGACUUUACCUGCUGAAGGAAAGGAUCCAGCUUUUAAGGCUUUAUUAACUACCCAGACAUCAGUCCAAAAAGAGAUUGUAAAUAAGCACAAUGAAUUACGGAAAGGAGUGUCUCCAAGUGCCAGCAACAUGUUGAAGAUGGAAUGGAACAGAGAUGCUACAACAAAUGCUCAAAAAUGGGCAAACAAGUGCACUUUAGAACACAGUAAUCCAGAAGACCGAAAAACCAGUACAAAAUGUGGUGAGAAUAUCUAUAUGUCAAGUGACCCCACUUCCUGGUCAAAUGCAAUCCAAAGUUGGUAUGAUGAGAGUCAUGAUUUUGUCUAUGGUGUAGGGCCAAAGAGCCCCAAUGUAGCUGUUGGACAUUAUACCCAGGUUGUCUGGUACUCAUCUUUCCGCAUUGGAUGUGGAAUUGCCUUCUGUCCCAAUCAAGAGCACUUAAAAUAUUUCUAUGUUUGCCAUUAUUGUCCUGCUGGUAAUAAUAUCAAUCAAAAGCAUAUCCCUUACAAAGAAGGAGCACCGUGUGCCAGCUGCCCUGAAAAAUGUGAAAAUGGACUGUGCACCAACGGCUGUGAGUAUGAAGAUCUCCUUAGUAACUGUGCAGACUUGAAGAUGAAAGCUGGCUGUGAACAUGAGUUGCUCAAGGAAAAAUGCCAGGCUACUUGCAAAUGUGAAAACAAAAUUUACUAA